CCGGAAGUUGGAUCCAGUUAACCAAAGUUUCUUGCCGCGUGUUUUUUUGUGUGUGUGUUGUUGCACAAAUGACACUUGAUUGGCGUACAGGGCACUAGUGAAAGAAAAGCUCUGGGUGUAGGCAGGGCACCGACGACCCUCUCCUGCCCACCCAGCUCUCGUCGGCGCCUUGGCACAGCUGGGUGAAUUAUCGGGGUCUCGGAGCUUUCAUCGCGAGAACUCUAGGAUCGGUCACGCCGUUGGACAGUUCCCUCGCCCUGCUAGACGAGCUUCUCGGACGCGCGCACUGGUGCGCGCCCGAGGCUCCGCCCACCUCCCCGGCCGCCCGCAUGCAGCCCGCGCGCCAUGCUUGCCGGCUGCUGCGCGGGUUCCUGCGGGGCCCGGCGCCUGCCGCUGCGUGCCAUGGCCCUGCCCGGUGGCUCCCGGCGGGCAAGUGUGAAGCCGCUUUCUCCCAGAGCCCAUCGUCCCUGGGCCGCCGACUGCCUCCUGGCUCCACGGCGACCGAGGACUACGAAGAAGGCCCCGACACCGAGGAGCGCUUUCUGUUCCCGGAGUACGUCGCGGAGCCGGACCCUGAGGACCAGCUGAGAGAGUUGCGCGAGUUGCAGCGGCGGCAGCAGGAUGAGGAGCGCCAGAUGUUGCAGCGGCAGGAGGAGCGGCUUCAGCGGAAGCUGCGGGCUGGCCUCCGGACUCUGCAGGUCCCCGACCUUCCAGAAGCCGCGGUGCCACCCAGCGGCAUCUACUGCUCGGGCUGCGGGGCCGAGCUGCACUGCCAGCACCCCAGCCUGCCCGGCUACCUAACGGAGGAGAAAUUCCACGGUGUGACCCAGACGGACGGCGGACAGGCGCGGACCGUGUGCCAGCGCUGCUGGCUGCUGGUGCACCACCGACGUGCCCUGCGCCUGCGGGUGAGUCGCGAGCAGUACCUGGAGCUAGUGAGCGCCGCGCUGCGGCGGCCGGGACCCGCCCUGGUGCUCUACAUGGUGGACCUGCUCGACCUGCCGGACGCCUUGCUGCCCGACCUGCCCAAGCUGGUGGGCCCCAAGCAGGUCUUCGUGCUGGGGAACAAAGUGGACCUGCUACCCCAGGACGCGCCCGGCUACUUGCAGCGGCUGCGGAAGCGGCUGUGGGACGACUGCAUCCGCGCCGGCCUCGUGGUGGCCCCUGGCCACCGAGGACCGCAGUACCCCGCCGGGCAUGAGCCCCAGGACGAGAAAAAGAAUCCGAACCCGCCGACCAGGUCCAGCACCGUGAUCAAGGACGUGCGGUUGAUCAGCGCCAAGACCGGCUAUGGAGUUGAAGAUCUGAUCUCCGCGCUUCAACGCUCCUGGCGCUACCGCGGCGACGUCUACCUGGUGGGCACCACGAACGCUGGCAAGUCCACUCUCUUUAACACACUCCUGGAGUCUGACUACUGCACCGCCAAGGGCUCCGAAGCCAUCGACAGGGCUACCAUCUCCCCGUGGCCAGGUACUACAUUAAACCUCUUGAAGUUUCCUAUUUGCAACCCGACUCCUUACAGAAUGUUCAGAAGACAUAAAAGGCUUAAAGAAGAGGCAACCAAAGCGGAAAAAGAUCUUAGUGAGGAAGAACAAAGCCAGCUCAGUCAACUGAAAAGACGUGCUUACAUGAUAGGAAGAGUUGGAAGAACAUUCUCGUACUCCAAAGAACAGACAGAAGUUCCCUUUGAGUUUGAUGCCGACUCAUUGGCCUUUGACAUGGGAAAUGAACCUGUUGUGGCCGUGCACCAGUGUACCAAACAAGUAGAACUGACCCCAGAGGAUGUGAAAGAUGCCCACUGGUUUUAUGACACACCUGGGAUUACAAAAGAAAAUUGUAUUUUAAAUCUUCUAACAGAAAAAGAGGUGGAUAUUGUUUUGCCAACACAUUCUAUUGUACCAAGAACAUUUGUUCUCAAACCAAGAAUGGUUCUGUUUUUGGGGGCUAUAGCCCGAAUAGAUUUUUUAGAGGGAGAUCAAUCAGCUUGGUUUACAGUUGUGGCUUCCAACUUCCUUCCUGUUCAUAUCACUUCCUUGGACAAGGCAGAUGCUCUAUAUGAGAAGCACGCAGGCCACGAGUUACUGCUGGUUCCAAUGGGUGGAAAAGAACGAAUGGCCGAGUUUCCUCCUCUUGUGGCUGAAGACAUUACAUUAAAAGGAGGUGGAGAGUCUGAAGCUGUAGCUGAUAUCAAGUUCUCGUCUGCCGGUUGGGUUGCAGUAACACCUUACUCUAAUGGCACACUGCAUCUCCGAGGUUACACGCCUGAAGGAACUGUUCUAACCGUCCAGCCCCCUGUCUUGCCAUAUAUCGUUAAUAUCAAAGGACAACGCAUCAAGAAAAGCGUGGCCUAUAAAACCAAGAAGCCUUCAUCAGUGAUAUACAAUCUGGUGAAGAAAACUAAAUAAGUGAGGCAGACCUGAAUUCACACUGGAGAGUAACAAUAUUGAAAUAUGUUGAAAUUUGUAUUAAAUAAGAAAAUAAUAAAGAGCCAUGUGAUGGUGGCGCACACCUUUAAUCCCAGCACAUGGGAAGCAGAGGCAGGAGGAUCUUAAAACCAGACUGAUCUACAAAGCGAGUUCCAGGGCAGCUAGGACUGCUAUACAGAGAAACCCUGUCUCGAAAAACCUAAUAAAUAAAGAUAAGUGAGGCAGACAGGAUUCAUACUGGAUAGUAAGAAUAUUGAAAUGUGUUGAAAUUGUAUUAAAUAUAAAAAUAGUAAGCCUAUCGUUUUUAGAGAUCUUAAAAGUCAACUGUUUAAACUA
Molecule: messenger RNA, 2762 nt
Organism: Mesocricetus auratus (golden hamster)
Lineage: Eukaryota; Metazoa; Chordata; Mammalia; Rodentia; Cricetidae
Gene: Noa1
Product: nitric oxide associated 1
Exons: 7
Coding region: 330-2405 (691 amino acids)
Molecular function (GO): GTP binding
Source: RefSeq, a predicted model, not a curated record